AUGCGAGCCAGCCCCAUCCGCAUCCCGACUGUCAGCAAUGACACCGACUGGGACUUUUGCUUCCAUCUGUCACAGCAAACCAAGAUCCCAGAGCAUCAGCAAACAGAUGAGUUGUAUCCCACUAGUGGGUCUGGAGAGAGCAAACAAGAUGCUAAAGCCAAGCAGGAGAAGGCCAUAGACCGUAUGUCUCUUCCCAAAGAGAAACUGGCCCAAUCCCAGAAGAAAGUAGCUCAGCUGAUUAAGGGAAAAAUGAUAAUAAAACCAAAAACUCACUGGAAUACCCAAGCAAAUAAGGAGCUGAUUCGCUGUGUCAUCCUUUCUCGGAUUAUUUUUGGGGAAGAACCCUGGAAAUGUGCACAGGCUUUGGCCACCCUGGCUUAUGGCUACCUGACACUGAGAGAACUUCAGAGAACUUACAACCUCGUGUGGAAGGUGAGCUACCCACCGACAACUACGAUAGAAGGCACCGGAAGGCCAUGCGACUGGUUUAAAUACAGGGCUUUGGGGGCGCUGGGUGAAAUCAUUUCUGGCAAGGCCUCCCAGCUCAGGCCAAAACAUGCUGAGUCUGCCAAGAACACACUGCUGACCUGGAAGGGAAACACGACCUCAGACAAGGAGAAAAAGGAAAUCCUGGAAACUCUGGUCAUGCUCUACUACACUCUGGGGGUGGCCUGGCUCCUACAGAGCUGUGGCAGAGAGGCUUAUUUCAACCUGCAGAAGUCAGAGAGAAACAUGGAGGAGCUGAAAAAAUCAUAUAAGGGAGGUACUUCUGGAUUACAGGUCUCAGAGAAAGACCUCUAACAAUUGCUUUGGACAGCCUCCUUGGCCAACCGCAGGUUAAACCUAGCUCUGGCAUACUUUGAAAAGGCAGUUGACAAUGUUAUUGCUGCUAAGGGUGAUAGGACAUCAAAUCUGGUUGGUCUUUAUGAGGAAAUUGCUCAGAUCAAGCAGCUGAGGAGGAACCAUGAGCAGGCCAUCCAGUACUUGCAGCAGGUAGAUGCUGUUGAGAUAUAUUUUAUAAAAAGCAUCGCUGUGUAUCAGACAACAUUGGGCCCAGAGGAUUAUGAAACACUGACGACCAUUGAAGAAUUUUGCAAAUGGCUUGUUCAAAAUGGGGAAAAACAGGCAUGUGAGAAACAGGUGUGGAUCUGA
Messenger RNA from Lipotes vexillifer (Yangtze River dolphin), 1152 nucleotides. RefSeq names its product tetratricopeptide repeat domain 23 like (gene TTC23L). Gene Ontology annotation, molecular function: protein binding. Lineage: Eukaryota; Metazoa; Chordata; Mammalia; Artiodactyla; Lipotidae. The record is from RefSeq and is a predicted model, not a curated record. The transcript is spliced from 9 exons.